AUGGCCGCACCCUUGGCUACGUUAUGCAAGGGUCACCGUGGCGUGCGAGAUCAGGCGCGUGUAUAUAUAGAUCGUGUUAAGAUAUGGGAAAUGCAAGGCAAUGCGCGGAGUAUUCAGGAUAUCAGUGCCAGUAUCCCAGCUAUCUGUGUAUGGCUGGCUACAGAGGUCGUUGAAGGACAUGACAUCACUAUGCAGGAUAUCGUCCGGGCUUCUGGGCUGUCCCCAUCCAAAUUUGAAAAGUCUGUCGAUCUUAUCCGCAAUGUGGUGACUUUGCCCACCUCGACAUCGCGGACGCGACUCCCUACGCGAAAAGCUGCUUUGACUUCCCAGUCUACCUCACUUGCUCAAACGAAAAAGCCCAAACUGGAUAAAGAGGCGCUUCUUGACAAAGCUAAGGCAAUUCAGCGCGGCAAGUUCGAACCGUCCAGUCCUUUCGAGCCCGCGGCUACCUCAAGCUCCAUGUCUUUUCGGGCCAUACUUCCUUCGCCUAUGGAGCCUAUGCAUCGCAAAAUCGAGCCGGCAGAAAGUCUUCCGAUCCUACCGCCGCCCAAGCCUGCACCACCCCCUAAGGUAAUCAAGAAGACACCCGUGCCUGCACCGUUAUCGAAGGAGCAAGAACAAGUGCAUACGCGUCUGCUCUCUGUCGGUAUCCCCAAGUUCCGAGAAGGCAUUAAGUUUGACGUGCAGCCCAGGAGAAAGCGUGGAAGGCCUCCUGCUGAACGGCUUACGACGCAGCAAAUUAAAGACAAAAUGUUCUUGGCGACGCUCUAUUCCACUCGCCCCGAGGAAACACCAUCCCAAGACGCUAGCGUUCCGGCACGCUAUGUACGACUUUCCCAACUGUCAUCCAAAGAAGCGCAUUGGAUGCGCCCACUUCCGAUACCAUUAGUUAUGUCCCAUGUCGACCCGUCCGCCCACCAAGUCUCCUACCAAGAGCUCUGGGCUGCCAGGGCGCGUCAGUGGCAUCUAUAG
Malassezia pachydermatis is the source of this 972-nucleotide messenger RNA. RefSeq lists its product as hypothetical. The transcript has 2 exons. Bases 1 to 972 code for a protein of 323 amino acids. NCBI's taxonomy places the organism in Eukaryota, Fungi, Basidiomycota, Malasseziomycetes, Malasseziales, Malasseziaceae. The record is from RefSeq and is a predicted model, not a curated record.